GCAUUUACUCACAUGUGACAUCCAACACUCUUCACACCUCAUCACUCCUCACUCUCUCUCUCUCUUUGGAUCCGUUGAGCAGAGAUGGCUAAGAAUGUGGGUAUUCUCGCCAUGGACAUCUACUUCCCUCCCACCUGCGUUCAACAGGAAGCAUUGGAGGCUCAUGAUGGUGCCAGUAAAGGCAAAUACACCAUUGGACUUGGUCAAGAUUGCAUGGCAUUCUGCACUGAGGUUGAAGAUGUCAUCUCCAUGAGUUUGACAGUUGUUACUUCUCUUCUUGACAAGUAUGGGAUUGAUCCUAAACAAAUUGGGCGCCUCGAAGUUGGUAGUGAGACCGUUAUAGACAAGAGCAAAUCCAUCAAGACUUUUCUUAUGCAGAUUUUUGAGAAACAUGGAAAUACUGACAUAGAAGGGGUUGAUUCAAGUAACGCAUGCUAUGGAGGAACUGCUGCUUUGUUCAAUUGUGUCAACUGGGUGGAGAGCAAUUCGUGGGAUGGACGCUAUGGACUUGUUGUCUGCACUGACAGUGCUGUCUAUGCCGAAGGACCUGCUCGGCCUACUGGAGGAGCUGCUGCUAUUGCCAUGCUCGUUGGUCCUGAUGCUCCCAUUGCAUUUGAAAGCAAAUUGAGGGCAAGCCACAUGUCUCAUGCUUAUGAUUUUUACAAGCCUAAUCUUGCUAGUGAAUAUCCAGUUGUUGAUGGAAAACUUUCUCAAACUUGCUACCUUAUGGCUCUUGAUUCAUGCUAUAAACAACUCAGUCACAAAUAUGAGAAGCUCAAUGGGAAGCCAUUUUCUCUUUCCGAUGCUGAAUACUUUGUAUUUCACUCUCCUUAUAACAAGCUUGUACAAAAAAGUUUUGCUCGUUUGUUGUUUGAUGACUUCAUAAGGGAUCCAAGUUCUGUGGAUGAAACUGCCCAGCAAAAACUGGAACCUUUUGCAAAUUUAUCCGGUGAUGAGAGCUACCAAAGCCGGGAUCUCGAAAAGGCUUCCCAGCAAGUUGCAAAGCCUCUAUUUGAUGCCAAGGUGCAACCAACUACUUUGAUACCAAAGGAAGUUGGCAACAUGUACACCGCAUCUAUAUAUGCAGCAUUUGCAUCCCUUAUUCAUAACAGAUAUAGCGUGUUGGCUGGUAAGAGGGUGAUGUUAUUUUCCUAUGGGAGUGGUCUAACCGCCACAAUGUUUUCUUUGCAAUUACGCGAUGCUCAGCAUCCAUUUAGCUUAUCAAACAUUGCUGAAGUAAUGGAUGUUGCUGGAAAAUUGAAGUCAAGGCAUGAGUUUCCUCCAGAGAAAUUCGUGGAAACUCUGAAGCUAAAUGAACAUAGAUAUGGUGCUAAGGAGUAUGUCACAAGCAAGGACACAAGCCUAUUAUCUCCAGGGACAUUCUAUCUCACUGAAGUGGAUUCCAUGUAUCGCAGAUUCUAUGCAAAGAAAGCUAUUGAAAAUGGUUUUGCUCCCACAUCGAACGGCGUCAUUGCCAAUGGUCAUUGAUAUUGAACACAUAAAAAGGCCUUUGCACUAAAUGGAGAAAGUCAACAUCGGUUAGAACAAAAGAAGGGGUAUUGUCAUUGUUUGCAUUACUUUUGUAAGGUAAAUGGUUCCUGUCGUGACAAACGUCGAGUCUUGUCAGUUCAAUCGUUGUAUCCGUUUUAGAUGUGUAGUUACCAUAAAGUUUAAUAAUUCUAUCUGUUUCCAUA
This is a messenger RNA of Arachis stenosperma, 1694 nucleotides long. Its product is annotated as hydroxymethylglutaryl-CoA synthase. The coding region runs from base 85 to 1488 and encodes 467 amino acids. The record is from RefSeq and is a predicted model, not a curated record. The transcript is spliced from 11 exons. NCBI's taxonomy places the organism in Eukaryota, Viridiplantae, Streptophyta, Magnoliopsida, Fabales, Fabaceae. Gene Ontology annotation, biological process: acetyl-CoA metabolic process. Gene Ontology annotation, molecular function: hydroxymethylglutaryl-CoA synthase activity.